Messenger RNA from Lytechinus variegatus (green sea urchin), 3329 nucleotides. Its product is annotated as ornithine aminotransferase, mitochondrial-like. Gene Ontology annotation, cellular component: cytoplasm. The coding region runs from base 20 to 1330 and encodes 436 amino acids. The transcript has 8 exons. Gene Ontology annotation, molecular function: identical protein binding; L-ornithine transaminase activity; pyridoxal phosphate binding. The record is from RefSeq and is a predicted model, not a curated record. NCBI's taxonomy places the organism in Eukaryota, Metazoa, Echinodermata, Echinoidea, Temnopleuroida, Toxopneustidae.
UCCAACAAAAGUCACAACCAUGAUGUCUAGGUAUUGUAGCCCCUUGCUUCGGAGGAUCUCCUCGCAGCAGCUGGUCCGAUCCCAGUCUACUGUUCCCAGCCAAGCAGCUGUGAGCAAACUUACAUCAGACCAGGUCUUCGAGAGGGAGUCUCGGUAUGGAGCUCACAACUACCACCCGCUCCCUGUGGCACUUGCAAAGGCUAAAGGUGUGCAUGUGUGGGAUGUAGAAGGGAAGCGGUACUUGGACUUCCUGAGUGCAUACAGUGCAGUGAACCAAGGUCACAACCACCCCAAGAUAGUCAAGGCCAUGCAGGAUCAGUGUGAAGUCCUCUCCCUGACAUCCAGGGCAUUCUACAAUGAUGUCCUGGGAGAGUAUGAAGAAUACAUCACCAAAAUGUUUGGAUAUGACAAAGUACUUCCCAUGAAUACAGGUGUGGAAGGGGGCGAAACAGCCUGCAAGCUGGCCCGCAAGUGGGGCUACAAAGUGAAGGGUGUCCCCAAUAACCAGGCUCGUGUCGUUUUCGCAGAGGGUAACUUUUGGGGUCGAACAAUGGCUGCUGUCUCAAGUUCUACAGAUCCAGAUUGCUACGAGGGCUUUGGACCCUACAUGCCUGGCUUCGACAUUGUUCCCUAUAAUGAUUUGGGAGCUUUAGAUAAAGCGACUCAGGAUCCGACUGUCGUAGCAUACAUGGUAGAACCAAUCCAAGGUGAAGCCGGAGUCAGGGUCCCAGAUGCAGGCUAUCUUCAAGGUGUCAGAGAUAUCUGCACAAAGAAUAAUGUUCUGUUCAUUGCUGAUGAAGUACAGACAGGGCUAGCCAGAACAGGGAAGCGUCUGUGUAUUGACCAUGACAAUGUUCGUCCAGAUAUUGUCAUCCUCGGCAAGGCUCUAUCCGGAGGCAUGUAUCCUGUAUCUGCUAUUCUUGCUGACGAUGAGAUUAUGUUGACCAUUAGACCAGGUGAACAUGGGUCUACAUAUGGAGGUAACCCGCUGGCAUGUAAGAUCGCUAUGGCUGCUCUUGAGGUUCUUGAGGAGGAGAAACUGGCAGAAAAUGCAGAGCGUCUUGGGAAGAUUGUACGAUCUGAACUGAGCCAACUAGAUGAUAACAUUGUGACAACAGUGAGAGGCAAGGGUCUGCUCAAUGCUGUUAUUAUCAAGGAAACACCACAAUAUGAUGCAUGGCAGGUCUGUCUGCGUCUCCGUGACAACGGUCUCCUGGCCAAGCCCACUCAUGGUGACAUCAUCAGACUGGCUCCACCCCUUACUCUGACUGAUGCUGAGCUCGAAGAAAGCCUUGGCAUCAUCAAGAACACCAUCCUUUCUUUCCUGUAAAUGGCUUUUUUGUAACUGUCAGGCUAGGUUUCACAAUACCUUAGUAAGUUAAAAUUCAAUUCCAUUGUUCAUAGAGUUAAAUGGAAUGUCCAACCAUGUUUAUACAUGUACAACUUUCCAAGACUUGCAUAUAAACAUAAUGCGGAGGUUUAGUUGGAUAAGAGAUUCACAAGACCUCGUGUGGUGACGGAAAGAAAUAUUAUCCCCUUGGAUGUUCAUCAUUAAAAGUCAUUAUUCGUAAAAUUGUUAUAGCAACUAUUUCAAUGCCUUUAAAUCGAUGCUAUCACCCUAAUAUCAAUUUUCUGAUAUAUUUCAUUGUUCUACAAGGUUAUACUAACAGAUCUGGUGUUGAAUUGAUUAUAAAUGUUUAUUUUAGGAUUGAAGAAACUCCCAGGAUUUUGUCAUUGGAAGAAUUGUGGUGGAUCAUAUGCCAAGUGGUAUUUAGACCAGAAGAAAAACCUACAUUUUUUCUUGUACAUUUUAAGUACCUCCCUGAUGUUCGGGAGCAAGGAUAUUUUAUAAUCCAAAUCAUUGGAAAACAAUUCGUUUGAAAGACUUGUAAAUUCUCUUUUAAAAAUCAACUAAUCGAAUUUCAAUGUGAAAAAGCCUUGUAUGACAAGGUAUGUUUUAUUCACUGUUUUUUUUUGUGUGUGUGUGGAUCAAAAUCAUGUGGAUUCUUUCUUGGGACAGUAAAAUGAAUCAGAGUAUAGUGAGCUUUACAUGAGGAAGGCCCCGGAUUGAUGGUACUAUCUGUAUUUCAUUUUCAUUGACGUCUAUACUCUUGUUUAUAUUGUUGUUGUUGUUGGAUGUUUAUUAUUCAAGAAUCGGCUAUGGUAAUUUGAUACAUACAACCCGGCAGAAAGCAAAAUGACAUUUAAUCAUAUUGACCUGAAUUUAUAGUCCAGUUUACUUAAGGCCAUGGUCUAACCCUGUACUGGAGAGAAUUUGGAAGCAAAAAAUGUCAAAAUUUGGUUUACAGGGUAUGUUUCUCAUCUUUACUGUGCUCUCAUGCUUUAAUGGAGAAACUAUUUUAGCUAUUUACCAGACAUUUUUGAAUAAUUUCAGUGUCAUAUUAAGCUGAUAAAUUUAACCUGUGAAAGAGAUUUGCGUCACAGUUGGCUAUUCAUAGUUAAGCCACAUAUUCGGACCGGGGGAGCGUUUCAUCAGCAGUUUUGUCCGACAAGUCGUCAGAUCUGACAUCUUUCCUUAAUUUUUGAUUGGCUGAGAGUCACUGUUUCUUUGGUAACUGUCGGACAAAAGGGAACUUGUCGGAUAAAACGUCUGACAAGUCCUUUCAAGAAACGCUCCCCAGAUGACAUUAAAGUCAAACCCAAUAUCAAAAUAUGGGUCAUGAACUUAAAUGUUUGAGAUCAUUAAAUAGAUUUUUCAAGGCAGUCACAUUCCACACCUCAAUACUAGCAAUAAAAGGAUAAAUACAAUUUAUUUUUGAUAGUCAAAGUUACAUUAUGUAGUAAGACAAACAGGAGUUAACAUUGCUCUGUAAAACAGCAGUACACACUUAAGGGUCAAGUGAAGGUGUUAUUUUUUUUUUUUUCAAAAAGUAAUCUUGACUUGAAAAAAAAAUACAUGGUUAUGAGUGAGCAUGACUCCUUGUGGCCCAACUUGGAAAAGUCCUCUCUCUCAUUCUCUUUCUCCCCUUUCUACGCUCUGUCUCCCCCUCCUUCUAUCUCUCUCUAUUUCUCUCUUCAUAUCGAAAGAGAGAGAACAAAGCCUGUCAGCUGAUCUAAAUAUUAUCUAGCGCAUACUGUCACAGUGUAUAGCAACAUUUGCAACUAUGUGGCAAUAUUUCUAAUGUUAAAUGUUUAUUAUCUAUUAUUCAUACAUUUAUCAUGUUUUUGUAUGAUAAUUCUCUUAAUGUCUUGUAUUAUAGUGUAAGGAUUCUACAUCUAUUUUUACAACAUAUUUCUUUAACUAGCAUUCUUACGAUUUUUAUUGUCAAUGUUGUCUUAAGAGGCAUCUAUGGCUACGAGAGUAAUGA